Molecule: messenger RNA, 1749 nt
Organism: Podospora bellae-mahoneyi
Lineage: Eukaryota; Fungi; Ascomycota; Sordariomycetes; Sordariales; Podosporaceae
Gene: PDX1
Product: pyridoxine biosynthesis protein
Exons: 2
Coding region: 264-1583 (439 amino acids)
Biological process (GO): pyruvate decarboxylation to acetyl-CoA
Molecular function (GO): dihydrolipoyllysine-residue acetyltransferase activity
Source: RefSeq, a predicted model, not a curated record
GUGACAAACAAGGAACAUGGGGGUCGACGGCGUGGGAGGAAGUGGGUUUCUCGGUCGCAUUCCUUGGACCCUGGCCCUUGAAGCUGUCGACUGGAUCCAUCAAAAAUGUUUAGUCGCAGGUGGCCCAAGCUUUUUGGUGGCUCCCCAACCGUUCUUGAAGCUGGCACUUUGGAUACAUAAUCCCAGCUCCCUUCUUCGAGACCCUUUGAAAGGUCCCCACGUUCGCAACCUCGUCGGAGUCCACCAGCAUCGUCGUCAUCAUCAUGGCAUCCUUUGCGGCUGCUUGCCGCGUGUCUGCGCGCCUGGCCACCAGAAGACUGCAGCAGGAUGUCACAGUUAAAAGUUUCCGAACAUCGGCCGCCGCCCUUGCGGCUCAAAACUUCACCAUGCCCGCCCUCUCCCCUACCAUGACCGAAGGCAACAUUGCGAGCUGGAAGAUUAAGGAGGGCGAAAAGUUUCAGGCCGGCGAUGUGCUCCUCGAGAUCGAAACCGACAAGGCGACCAUGGAUGUGGAAGCCCAGGAGGACGGCAUCAUGAUGAAGAUCAUGCACGGCGACGGAAGCAAGAGUGUACAAGUUGGCACACGGAUAGCAGUCGUCGCCGAAGAAGGUGAUGACAUUAGCGCCCUCGAGAUUCCCGCUGACGAGGUCUCCGCUCAACCUACCAAGGCUGCGGAAGCUCCGGAUACCUAUACUCCGGCUCCCCCAAACCCCUCCGAACCCGCCGAGCCACCCAAGUCCGACUCCACCCCCAAAGCCGCCGUUAAGCCCGGGCACAAGACAACCCACAGGACCUAUCCCCUAUACCCAUCUGUCGAACACCUCUUGAAGGUUAAUGGCCUCGACAAAUCCGAAGCCAAGAAGAUCACCCCCACCGGACCCAACGGACGUCUGCUCAAGGGUGAUGUUCUGGCUUAUCUCGGCAAAAUCAAGGCCGACAUUCCUGCCAAGAUUGAGUCCCGAUUCGAGAAGCAAUCCCACCUGGAUUUGAGCAACAUCAAGGUCGCUGCUGCGAAGCCUGCUCCUGUUGGAAAGUCCGCCAAGGAAGCCGCUCCUGCCCCUCCUCCGGCGCCCGUCAAAGCCACUGUUACUCUCCCCGUCUCCUUGUCAGCGGUUCUCCAGGCCCAGAAGAAGAUUAACGACUCCCUCGGUAUCUUCCUCCCUAUCUCUACGUUCAUCGCCCGCGCCACCGACUUGGCCAACGACGAACUUCCGGUGCCCAAGGGGUACCAACCCACAGCUGAUGAGCUCUUCAACCAGGUCCUUGGUCUAGACAAGGCCCACAGUGGAGCCAAGGUGUCCAGGGGUGCCUACGUUCCCCAGGUAGGCUCCCUUACUCCUAAGGGAGCUGUCCUUCCCAAGCCUACUGCUGCGCCUGUGAAGAAGGACAUCUUUGACAUUCUGGCUGCCAGCCCUUCACCCAAACCCAAGGCCACCGCCUCUAAGUUGUCCCCCGGUUUGUCGGCUGUUGGACCCAACGUUUUCAGCCUGCAGGUCCCCAGAGAUGAGGAGAAGAGAGCAAAGAUCUUCUUGGAGAGAGUGAAGCUGGUGUUGGAGAAUGAGCCAGGGCGGUUGGUGUUGUGAUUACAAACUCUUCUUUAUUUUGCGUUUUCAAAAGGAUGGUUGUGUUGGAGUUUAGCAUGAUGAAACGGGACAAGUAUAGAUGUGUUUAUCCAUGGGCGUGUUUUGCGUGCUUACUGGUUAACUUUGAUAUGUGUAGAAUGUAUGAAUGGACAUAUAUGACUGGCCA